Molecule: messenger RNA, 1065 nt
Organism: Fonsecaea erecta
Lineage: Eukaryota; Fungi; Ascomycota; Eurotiomycetes; Chaetothyriales; Herpotrichiellaceae
Product: precorrin 3B synthase CobZ
Exons: 2
Coding region: 1-1065 (354 amino acids)
Source: RefSeq, a predicted model, not a curated record
AUGGACGACACCACAUACUGCACCAUGGGCCCUUACACGGACGAGAUGUUCUACAACGAUCUUUCCAAAACAUCCCAUCGCCGUCUUGACAAGGGCAUUGCAGAAGUUUUGAUCAAGGAGGGCUGGGAGACAACGGAGUGGAUGAAGUCCAAAGGCCACAAAUGGAAGUUGAUGAUUAAAAAGUCUCACGACGUCGAGAACCUGGCUUCCAGAGGGGAGGUGAUAAAUAUAAGCUCUGGCGCAUGGCGGUGGGCGGCGGUCCCAGCUCACAAUCACAUCGCUGCCGGAGACACAGUGCACGGCGUCAAGAUCUGCACCGCGAUGGCUUCACAGACGUCCAUGGGAAGGUGGUGUUCGCCAGCGGUGGCCUUUCAUCCAAUCCAGCCAUGCGCCGCCAGUACCUCGGAGAAGGCUGGGAACCUGAUAUUUGUGCGCGGAGCUAAAUACAACAUGGGCACGAUGCUCAACCGUGCCAUCGUCGCGGGUGGCCGUCCUGUUGGCCACUGGGAUGCUGCCCACGCCUCACCCCAGGACGCCAACGGUCCCUUAACAGGCGACAUCAAUGUCUCGAUGCAUAUGCCGCGAUACGCGUACCCAUACGGCAUCACCAUCAACAAGGGCGAGCGCUUUUUCGACGAAGGGAAGGACGAUUUUGACAAGACAUACGCAAAGACUGGCAAGAAGAUCGGCGAUAAGCCCGGAGCCAGGGCGUUCCAGAUCUUUGACCAGCAGAACAUCCACCUCCUACCCAAGCGGUACCAAACGGCGACGCCUAUCUACGCCGACACCAUCCAAGAGCUCGCGGAGAGGAUGGGCGUAAAUGCCGCGGGCCUGCUCAAGACCGUCGAGACGUUCAACGCUGCAUGCUCCGGUGACGCCACCAAGUUCAACCCCACCAGACUGGACGGGCUGCGCACGUCGCCCGAGGCGAAGCUACCAUUUCCCAAGACGAAUUGGACUACGAGGGAUCGACAGGGGCCUUUCUGUAGCCUACGCCGUGGCAUGUGGCAUCACCUUCACAUAUGGCGGCAUCGCCACAAAUACGGAGGCCCGUGUACUGAAUAA